This is a messenger RNA of Dioscorea cayenensis subsp. rotundata (Guinea yam), 3797 nucleotides long. RefSeq lists its product as uncharacterized. The record is from RefSeq and is a predicted model, not a curated record. Gene Ontology annotation, molecular function: protein binding. The coding region runs from base 134 to 3538 and encodes 1134 amino acids. The transcript is spliced from 11 exons. Gene Ontology annotation, cellular component: cytoplasm. NCBI's taxonomy places the organism in Eukaryota, Viridiplantae, Streptophyta, Magnoliopsida, Dioscoreales, Dioscoreaceae.
AAUGAUUAGCGGGACCUUCUCCUUCUCCUCCUCGUCUUCGCCUCCAAUGGCGGUUCCCCCAAAACCCUAUCCCUAAUUCCCCUCAGAUCUCCCCCUAAUGGUGUUCUUUGGGAUGCUCUAGGGCCUCCCAACAAUGGCGAUCGUCACCGGCGACCGCUACAUCGACUCGCUUGUCCGUUUUGUGGAUCGCCGCGCUGACUCCCUCCUUGAUGGCUCGCUGACUCUUCGUCUUAACCCCCUUGGUCUCCGCUAUGUCCAGUCGCGUCUUGAUGCGUUGCAGGAGCUUGAGGGCUUGCUUGCUGGUGCCCCUGUUGAUUACCUUCGCGCCUAUGUCUCUGACCUUGGUGAUCACCGCGCGCUUGAGCAGCUAAGGAGGAUUCUUGGGCUGUUGACUUCUUUGAAGGUGGUUUCUGUUCUUCCACCGCCGAGGGACCCUACGCCUCUGUCGUUGGUGUCGUUUGCGAGGUUGAAGGUGCUGGAGUUGAGAGGUUGUGAUUUGUCGACAUCUGCUGCUAAGGGUUUGCUCGGGCUCCGCGGUUGCCUUGAGAAGCUUAUUUGCCAUAAUUCCACUGAUGCCCUCAGGCAUGUAUUUGCCAGUAGGAUUGUAGACAUAAAGGACUCACCAGUGUGGAGCCGGUUGUCUUUUGUCUCGUGCGCUUGUAAUGGGUUGGUGCUCAUGGAUGAGUCCUUGCAGUUGCUUCCUGUUGUUCAAACCCUUGACCUGAGUCGGAACAGUUUCGCAAAGGUGGAUAACCUUAGGAAUUGCACAAAGUUGCGGCACCUUGAUCUUGGUUUUAAUCACUUACGGACAAUUGCUUCAUUAAGUGAGGUUUCAUGUCCAAUUGUUAAACUGGUAUUGAGGAACAAUGCUUUGACAACUUUGCGAGGGAUAGAGAAUUUGAAGUCAGUUCAAGGUCUUGAUCUUUCCUACAACAUUAUUUCCAGCUUUACUGAAUUGGAGAUCCUUGCAAGCUUGUCAUGUCUCCAAAACUUAUGGUUGGAAGGAAAUCCAGUUUGUUGUGCCCGCUGGUAUCGAAGCCAUGUUUAUAGUUUUUUCUCACAUCCUGAAAAGUUAAAAUUAGACGACAAAGGAAUUAGCACAAGGGAGUAUUGGGAGAGGAAUAUCAUUCUUGCAAGCAGGCAAAAGCAACCUGCUGGUCAUGGAUUUUAUUUUCCAGCAAAACAUGAUUCUAGUAAUGAUAGCAGUAUACAUCUGAAGAGGAAAAAGAAUUCUCGCCUUGCUUGCAUUGAGGAUGAGGAGCAGAGAAGAUAUUUACUCGCAGAUGCCUUGGAUCAGGAAUCAGCAUCUUGCGACAGUGAUAAUGCGAAGAAAGAUGAAAAUACUAUUUCUGACAGUGAGACAGAAAUAGUUAAUUUAAGGAAUAGGGUUGAGUGCCUGAAGAAGGAAAGAUCGGUUCUUUGGUUGCGGGAGUUUAAAGAGUGGAUGGAUCAGAGCACCAUGGAUACUUUGGAAAGGAGUAACUGUAUAGAGUUUAAGACAGUACCCAGUGGAGAAGAGGGUGUCCAACAAAGAACUAUUCCAGAUCAUUUUGGUGAGAGCUCAAGGUAUGUCCAAGAUCCAGUUCUAGCUUCAGAAGGUGGGAGUAGCUCAAACAUUUUGGAUUCAGAUAUGUCAUUUACAGAUACUCAUACGAGUGCCCCGGAUACCAAGUUUGUUGACGCUAAUGGAAAAGCCAUAUUGGAACCUUUAAGGGUGAAUGGUACCCUAUUUUCUAUAAAUGCCUCUGGUGAAAAAAUUGCUGAGGCCACUACAGAUCAAGGCCAUCGUAAAUCUCAUUUGCCAAUGAAAGGUGUAUUUCUUUAUGGUUCUUCUUCAGUUGAGGGAAGUGAUCAGACUGAAUCAAAGAAUCAUUCAGCACCACUUGCUGUCAUUGACGAGAUAAUUGGAUCUCGGUCCUCUUCCACUUUGCCUGGGUCACCUCCACAAUAUAAGGAGGAUAUUCUACACCGCCGCCUGAACUUAGAGGAGGAGUUCUGGCAACAAUCAGCUGAGAGUCUGUCUCUAGCAUCAUCCGACAGUGAUACCAGCUGUAGUGAUGAUGAGUCAUGUAAGUUUGAUUCAUCAGCCUUCGAACUUUAUCCACUAUCCACUCAGGAAUUAGUUAAACGGCCCACUAGUGUGGCCACUUCCGCAACAGAUGAGGUAAAUCAUGAUGAGCGAAGGCAUGAUCAUCCAUAUUCCAAACAUGAUAUUUCGUCCUGUGAAGAAAAAGAGUUAAGAAUCAAAAAACAAUUAUCACCCAAUUGCGAUGAACCUAUUUCCAACCACAAUGCUACGGAUGUAAGCGCCAAUGGUGUCAAUCAAAAGCUUAAUCAAAGUAUUGGUAGCAUGAAGAACUUGAAAGGAAAACAAAAGCUCAGACGGAAAUUAAUUUCGCUUUUGGAUAAUUUCAGAGUUUCCAGAAAGGUAGAAGAGUCUCAAAAUUAUAAUCAGUUAGAAGUAGAGGAAGUUGAUAUGGAAGCGCCAAACCGGCUUGUAGGCAAUGAGAAUUCUACUUAUAUUUCAGUGGAAGAAACUGAUGUCAUUUUGUCACACGAUUAUGCAAGCAUUACACCUACUGUUUCUUAUUCCUCUCUCUUGAAGACAGAGCCAAACUCUCUUGAACCUGUUCCUGUUGAAGCAAUAAGGGAGUUUUUCCAUGUAAACAUUGCUGAUUCUGAUGCUCAUGAAACUUGUGAAGCAUUAAUUCGUUGUGAUUGUGCAUUCCAACUUGAAUCAGCUUAUCAAGAGAGAGAAAUUGCUAUACUGCGGAGUAGUAAGAGUAGAUUGUACCUGCUGCCCAUUGAUGGAGUAUCGGAUGGGCGAGGAACUCGACCAACUGUUUUAGGAUGCUAUAGCCUUGAAGAUAUAAGUGAGAUUGUUGUGGGUCUAGCAUUGCAAGCCUUGAGGAUACACAUGGAGGGUGACAUCAACUAUCUGUUUCUGACAAGGACUAUAGAUAAAGCAAGAGAUUUACUCUGUCUGUUACUGGGUUUUGAUUCAAGAGGAUUACAAAGUAAUGGGUUUCUGCGAAGUUGGGAGAAGGUCCAGAUCAAAAUGCUUGAGAAACAUGUACAUGAAAAUCUUAAGAUUGGCAUACAUUUUUACUCAACAUUACUGUUGGAUUGUGGUUCUCUAGCAGGAGAACGGUGGGUUCCCAGAUCUCUGUUCAUACUCGAAGGACAUAUGAUCAUGUGCGUGGAGAACUUCAAGCUAUUUGGAUCUUCAAUUGAUGAUAUGCAGUCACCCUCCUCAUAUUACUCUGUUGAUUCUUGCUGCUCCAUUUGGAACAUAUUUGAAGUGGUUGUUGAACUUGAUAAUAUGUCUACUACCUUAACUCUUGACCUGAAGAACUCCAGCAACUCUUUCAUUAUUGACAACAUUGAAAAGGAAAGCAAACUAGAGAACAAUACUCAUGCUUCAACAUGGAAACUGAAAUGGUACUCCAAGGACACUCUUCUUAAGUUUUUAACCUUGAUCAAGGCGAUUCAUGCAGAGCUCUCAGAGCGUCCUUUACAUGUAAAAUAUGUAUCUUAGUAUGUUCAUAUAGCCCGUGUUUCGCAUUCUUUUCUUUUUACUCUAUUCUUUUGCAUCAUAUUGUCUGAUUUCUUUUUGUACAGCUAUCCCUUUGUGUUUUUCUGAGUGCCAAGCAAUAUUCUUUUAUUUGUGUAGUAAGGUGUAAAGAUGUAUAGUGUGAGAUCCAGUCCAAUUGUAAAGUAUCAUUUGUUGGUUUUGUGUCUUGCUCCAACAUUUAGACCAGAUUUGUGGACAAUUUUGAGUUGUUUCUUUAUUCUUA